Messenger RNA from Malassezia pachydermatis, 1083 nucleotides. RefSeq names its product msp1-intra-mitochondrial sorting protein. The transcript has 2 exons. The coding region runs from base 1 to 1083 and encodes 360 amino acids. Gene Ontology annotation, cellular component: mitochondrial outer membrane. Lineage: Eukaryota; Fungi; Basidiomycota; Malasseziomycetes; Malasseziales; Malasseziaceae. The record is from RefSeq and is a predicted model, not a curated record. Gene Ontology annotation, molecular function: ATP hydrolysis activity; ATP binding.
AUGUCGAUUAUGUCGUACUUUGUACUCAAGGUAAGUGACAACGCACCCUUGAAACUGACUGGCCAGUACGCGUUGGAACACAUGGAUCCCAACCGCCAGAAAAAGCAGGACGCUAAGAAAGUAUCAGAGACCAAGCUUGGAAAGCUCGGUGUGAACCGAAAGGAUAUCAAACUGAAUGAAUACGAAGAGCAAAUCGCCAUGGAGCUGAUCUUGCCGGAAGACAUCCCCGUGACGUUCGAAUCGAUCGGCGGUCUAGACGGUAUUAUCUCGAGCCUGCAGGAGAGCGUGAUUGCACCUCUUUGCUUCCCCCAACUGUUUAGCAGCACGAACGGCUUGCUCGGCGCACCCAAGGGUGUGCUUUUGUACGGUCCCCCUGGUACUGGUAAGACGAUGCUGGCCAAGGCGCUCGCGAAAGAAAGCGGCGCGACUUUCAUCAAUAUGCAUGUGUCGACGUUGACGAACAAGUGGUUCGGUGAGUCGAAUAAGCUGGUGGCUGCCCUCUUUGGCUUGGCGCGCAAGCUGCAGCCGACCAUUGUUUUUAUUGACGAGAUCGACAGCUUCCUGCGCGAGCGUGCAUCGGGUGAUCAUGAAGCAAUGGCUAUGAUGAAGGCAGAGUUUAUGACGCUAUGGGACGGUCUUACCUCAUCUAACGACCGCAUCCUUGUGCUGGGCGCGACCAAUCGCCCGGCGGACAUUGACGCAGCGAUUCUACGCCGUAUGCCAAAACGCUACGCUGUGGGGCUACCUGAUCCUGCGCAGCGCAAAAAGAUUCUGGCCAUCAUGCUCUCCAACGUGCCGUGCAACUCGUCGUUCAACUUGGACGAGAUUGUGCGCAAGACGGAAGGGUACAGCGGUAGCGAUCUCAAGGAGCUGUGUCGUAAUGCUGCCAUGGUACCUGUGCGGGAAGUCUUGCGUAGUCAAUCCGGCCGGGAGUCCGUCGAACGGGCGCGCAUCAACUCCAAGGCGGGCAACACUGAUGCCAAUAAUUUGGCGAUGACCGUGCGACCCCUGAAGAACUCGGACUUUUUCCAAGUGGAUACGGCGUUGCCAAGCAGCCAUACUGAGCAGGAAGCGCUGGAUUAG